AACCAACCUUAGCACACAAUUCUGUAUUCGAUUUCCUAUUCCAAGUCCAAAUGGGGCAACGACGUUUUCCAAGCCAAAGACGUUUUCCGCGGAAACGUUAGGACGACUACUGGAGUGGCUGAUUGUUUUGCAGAAGAAUGGCGCUUACAUCGACCCACC
Amoebophrya sp. A25 is the source of this 159-nucleotide messenger RNA. The record is from the annotation of a GenBank genome assembly. NCBI's taxonomy places the organism in Eukaryota, Dinophyceae, Syndiniales, Amoebophryaceae.